Molecule: messenger RNA, 2237 nt
Organism: Mytilus californianus (California mussel)
Lineage: Eukaryota; Metazoa; Mollusca; Bivalvia; Mytilida; Mytilidae
Product: growth arrest-specific protein 2-like
Exons: 7
Coding region: 197-1234 (345 amino acids)
Biological process (GO): actin crosslink formation
Cellular component (GO): actin filament
Molecular function (GO): cytoskeletal adaptor activity; actin filament binding; microtubule binding
Source: RefSeq, a predicted model, not a curated record
AUUGUUCACAAUUUAUGAGCGGAGUUAACCACAUAUAGUAUUUUUCUUCCUUUAUUUAGAAGUAUUUAAAAUACUGUUUUACUUCAAACAUUGUUCAAACACAUUAAGUUACUGUGAUUUAUUGGUUAAGAAAUAUUUUAGAAACAAUUUGAAAAAGAGGAAUAGUGGUUUGGAAAUUUUUACCAUUUUUAAAAAAAUGAGAAAUUAUAAUGAAUACAAUAAUUACAAUAAAGGACGAAGACCUAAAACGGCACCUUUCAAAGCAGGUAAUUAUGAUGUAAUUGAUUCGCCGAUGACCAAGGUGGUGGAACGUGAUUGUGGGUUGAUCCCAAUGAUGAAUGGACACGGUAAAGAAGCUGGGCUUGUUCCCCUAAGUAAGGAGGAAAGUCAGAAGGAAGAUGAGAUGACCAAAAGACUACACGUUCUUCAGGAAGAAAGUUUAGAGCCAUUAAAAGAAGACUUGUCAGAAUGGCUUGCAAAAACAUUAAAUAUAGAUAUCACAGCGGAGACAUUUAUGGAUGUUUUAGACAAUGGUGUAUGUUUAUGUAAGCUAGCUCAAGUUAUACAGCAGAAAGCUGAGGAAUGUGUGGCCAAUGGUACAUGUACAGAGUCGAUUCCCCGUAAAGGACCUAGAUGUAAAAACAAUGCUCCCUCAGGGAGUUGGUUUGCCAGAGAUAAUGCAGCUAAUUUCUUGUCUUGGUGUAAUUCACAUGGUAUGAAACAGGAAUCUAUGUUUGAAACAGAAUAUCUAGUUUCACAAACAGACCAGAAAUCUGUGAUUAACUGUUUAUUAGAAGUAGCCAGACUUGGUUAUAAGUUUGGACUGGAACCUCCUAAUAUCAUCAAGAUGGAAACAGAAAUAGAGGAGGAAGAAGAGGAAGAGAUACCAGUCAGUAAACCGGUAGAGAUUGUCCGACCUUUGUCUAAUAAGGGGCCUAACCUGGAUGCUGAGAUUCAGCGCAUUGCAUUUAACUGUAAAUGUCAUCAGUAUAUAAAGAAGUUAGGAGAUGGAAAAUAUGCUAUCUUUGGCAAAGUUGUACAUAUCAGGUUUUUACAGAAUCGUCAUAUCAUGGUACGGAUAGGUGGUGGAUGGGAUACACUAGAAAACUACCUGGAGCAUCACAUUCCAAAACAAGUGUUUGAACACCGUCGGGACAUCCACGGAGAACCAAAAAAUGAUGCAAAUAAAUAUUUGUACUUCAAGUCACAGUACAGAUCUACAUCAGUUUCAUGAUAUUUUUAAUUGUUAAUGUUGUUUAUAUCAUGUUAAUGUUGUUUAUUUACUAUGCAAUACAUUUGUUUACUUGUUAAUUAGACAUUUGUGAAUGUUAAUGAGUUGUUAAUUCAGAAAUGUUUCUAGUAGUUCCUGUUAUUAAGUUGAGGAACUCCAGGCCAUACCAUAAUGAUUUUUUGUUGUUUUUUUAUUUUUACACAACAGUUAUUUAUAAACUUGAUAGAAAAAUACAACUUUUUAGCUAAAUUAAUAAAAUUAUAGAAGACUCCUGCAGGGCCUUUGAGUGUCAGAAAGUUAUUAUUUAAAUACCUUAAAAAGACAGAUUUGAUCUUUGAUAUGAGUCUUGCAUUACAAUUUUUACAGUUGAUUCAAAAAUGUUCAUGAAAAAUAUAAAUCAGAAAGUUGCCUUAAUACACAACCUCAAAUUACAAAGAUCUAAAACAUUUUGGUGUGGCUUUAGUGAAAUUUUCACGGGUGAUUCAGGGUUGUAAUUUUGCCUUCCGUCCUUAUGAUUCAAUGCUUUAUCCCAUCAUAUCAUUUAUUUGCAAAUAUUCAUCUUCAUUUAGGACUUGUUUUUUAAAAACUUUUUUCUAAAUUAUCAUAAAAUUAUUGCAUGUUUUAGAUAGAAAGUGUGAUAAAAUCUGCAUAAAUGUAAAGAUUUAUUUAUUCUGUAAAGAUAACAAAAAAUUGCAUUGAAUAACAUUUGUACUACAAAUGUUUAAAGAUACAUGAACCAAUAUAUGCAGUCCAGUGUGGCAUGAAUGGAAUUAUGAUAAAAACCAAAUUUAAGACUGCCUAUCAGACUUUGGGAUGGGAAAGGGGGAUCAUUUAUUUUGGGUCUAAAUUAGUUGUAUUGACUAUCAAAAUAAAGGAAUGUAAAAAUAUUUUUAUGCCCCCGCCGUAGCGGUGGGGGCAUUAAGUUUUACCCUUGUCCGUCUGUACGUACGUACGUACGUCCCAAAAUUGGUUUCCGUUCUCUAACUUCCAGUUUGCCUCAACCAAA